UUCGGUCCGUCGGAAUUCGAACUCCUUUUUUCCUUAAUUCCUUUCUCCAUUCCCCGAUUUCCUGCUUCGUUCAAAAUUCCUUUUUUUUUGGAAUCUUCUCCGCAACUCACCUUUUUUUUCCCGGUGAAAGUCCGAGGUUCGGUUCGAUUUCCUGCCGGAAAACCAGAGAACUCCAUCGCCGUCGUCUAUUGUCGUUCUAGCUUUGUCGGUCUUAGUGAUAUACGAUCAUGAAUCCGGAGUAUGAUUAUCUAUUCAAACUUUUGCUCAUUGGAGACUCUGGUGUUGGAAAAUCAUGUCUCCUCCUGAGAUUUGCUGAUGAUUCAUAUCUUGACAGUUAUAUCAGCACCAUUGGAGUUGACUUUAAAAUACGAACUGUAGAGCAGGACGGGAAGACCAUUAAGCUUCAAAUUUGGGACACUGCUGGACAAGAACGUUUCAGGACAAUCACCAGCAGCUAUUACCGUGGUGCACAUGGCAUUAUAGUGGUUUAUGAUGUAACCGACCAGGAAAGUUUCAACAACGUCAAGCAAUGGUUGAAUGAAAUUGACCGCUAUGCAAGUGAAAAUGUCAACAAGCUUUUGGUUGGGAACAAGUGUGACCUCACUGCUAACAAAGUUGUUUCCUAUGAGACGGCCAAGGCCUUUGCUGAUGAAAUUGGGAUACCAUUCAUGGAAACAAGUGCAAAAAAUGCUACUAAUGUGGAACAGGCCUUCAUGGCCAUGGCUGCUGAGAUCAAGAAUAGGAUGGCAAGCCAACCAGCUAUGAACAAUGCCAGACCUCCGACCGUGCAGUUCCAAGGACAACCUGUUAACCAGAAGAGUGGAUGCUGCUCUUCUUAGGCCAAAGUAUUUAUUGGUUUUAUUCUGUCUCUGCUCUUCAAUCGCAUGUAAAACUAGCUCUCUCUUGGCCUUACUUUUACUUGAAUUCUAAGAAGACUGAUCACUCCCGACCAGGCUUCAUUGUGAUUUGCCUUUCUUUUCAGAUUGUUGCUAAAAUUCAUUCUUUUCAACUAUUUGAUUUUAAAAGGAAGCCUGUACAAAUCAGGAAUAUUUAGUUGCAACAAUAUAUUUGUUGUCUCAUCUAGCA
Nelumbo nucifera (sacred lotus) is the source of this 1086-nucleotide messenger RNA. It is a transcript of the gene RAB1C, whose product is annotated as RAB GTPase homolog 1C. Gene Ontology annotation, molecular function: GTP binding; GTPase activity. The record is from RefSeq and is a predicted model, not a curated record. NCBI's taxonomy places the organism in Eukaryota, Viridiplantae, Streptophyta, Magnoliopsida, Proteales, Nelumbonaceae.